This is a messenger RNA of Aspergillus wentii DTO 134E9, 1059 nucleotides long. Its product is annotated as putative mitochondrial carrier protein. Gene Ontology annotation, cellular component: mitochondrial inner membrane. Lineage: Eukaryota; Fungi; Ascomycota; Eurotiomycetes; Eurotiales; Aspergillaceae. Gene Ontology annotation, molecular function: S-adenosyl-L-methionine transmembrane transporter activity. The coding region runs from base 1 to 1059 and encodes 352 amino acids. The transcript has 3 exons. The record is from RefSeq and is a predicted model, not a curated record.
AUGUACAACAGUAACUUUGAUAUUUGGAUUGCCGGGGCGUUUUCUGCUGUGGUUGUUGAUUUCUUCGUCUACCCCUUCGACACCCUCAAAACACGUAUCCAGUCCCCAGAUUACGCGAAGCUCUACAAGGACGCCAGAACUGGAGCCGUGAAACGCAAUGUCCUCUUUCGAGGCUUGUAUCAGGGAGUGUGGAGUGUAGUGAUAUCAACGAUACCUUCUUCAGGAGCCUUCUUCACCACCUACGAAGCAGCAAAAUAUACUCUUAACAACGCAUCAGCGACAGUGCAAGCCGAACCGCAUAACUCAGAACCUAACCGUCUUCCAUUUACGCAUUCCCUUCCCAACCCGAUCAUCCACGGUAUUUCGUCAUCGUGCGCGGAGAUAGUUGCCUGCUUGAUGCUCACGCCCGCGGAAGUAUUGAAGCAAAAUGCGCAGGUAGUGGACUUGCAACCGGGGCAUCGAAAUGAUAAUGCCACGAUGCAGGUGAUUUCACGGUUUCGACAUCGGCACUGGAAACUGUGGAGUGGGUAUACGGCGCUGGUGGGGAGGAAUCUACCCUUUACGGGGCUGCAUUUUCCGCUUUUCGAGUAUGUCAGGUCUCAUGUGGUGGAUUGGCGAGAGCUGCGGAAAGAGCAACAACAGAGUCAUGGUGAUUGCGAAGCAGCAAAUUGGAAUCCGGUGCUGGAACGGGCUGCUUUGACCGGGUUUGCGGCUGGGGUGUCGGGGAUGACGGCUGCGGUAGUGACGACGCCUAUUGACGUGAUCAAGACGAGGGUGAUGCUGUCGGCUAGUACGGAGGAUAAUAAUGGCGGGGAUGCGAAGAAGCCACGGAUGGCAGACCGGACUAUGCUUUCGAUUGGGAAGGAGAUAUAUCGGAAGGAGGGCGUCAGGGGGCUUUUUCUCGGGGGUGCUCUUCGCGCUGCCUGGACGGCUGUCUCGCUCAGUAUGUACCUGAGUAUAUAUGAAGGGGCUAGGUUUUACCUAGAAAAUCGGCGACGAGAGAAGAAUAGGCUGGAAACGCAUUCAGAAGUUGAAAAGGAAGACGAGGCUGCCAUGUAG